Molecule: messenger RNA, 4747 nt
Organism: Dipodomys ordii (Ord's kangaroo rat)
Lineage: Eukaryota; Metazoa; Chordata; Mammalia; Rodentia; Heteromyidae
Gene: Txlna
Product: taxilin alpha
Exons: 11
Coding region: 297-1970 (557 amino acids)
Molecular function (GO): syntaxin binding
Source: RefSeq, a predicted model, not a curated record
GGAGGCAGCGGUUGCUCUGGGUUUCCGGUGCGAGGCCAGAACGGGAACGCCGUCGUACGUCGGAGUUUUGGAGUCGCGUCCGGAAAGCCCGCCGGCGGAGGCACCCGAGUCUUCUGACUCGCCGAGACACGCAGUAUCUGGCUCCUUCCGGCCUUUGGGCCAAUUUGUUUGAAGAAGCUUUGUGCGCCGGGCGUUGGGAAUUCUGAUCCCAGCUGCGAAGAAUUUGGAAGUUUGGAUAGUUUGCAGUUGUCAUUGUUUCUAAAGGAUCUGCUCCUUACCCAGCGUUGCAUAUCACAAUGAAGAACCAAGACAAAAAGAACGGGCCUGCCAAACAGUCCCACCCCAAAAGCAACCCAGGUCAACCGGAAGCCGGACCAGAGGGAACCCAGGGGCGGCCCAGCACGAUGGCUCCUGCAACAGCAGCUGAAGGUUCCACCAGCCAGGCUCCCGGGAAGACCGACGGAGCCCAAGCCAAAGCAGCUCAGUCUGGCGCCCUCUGUGAUGUCUCGGAGGAGUUGAGCCGUCAGUUGGAAGACAUAUUGAGUACAUACUGUGUGGACAACAAUCAGGGAACCCCAGCUGAGGAUGGAACACAGGGUGAGCCCACUGAACCCAAAGAAGCAGAGAAGGCCCGAACUUAUGCUGCAAGGAAUGGGGAACCUGAACCAGGGACCCCGAUAGUCAACGGUGAAAAAGAAAUCUCCAAGGGAGAACCAGGCACAGAAGAGAUCCGAGCAAGUGAUGAGGUGGUAGACCGGGACCACCGAAGGCCACAGGAAAAGAAGAAAGCCAAGGGUCUGGGUAAGGAGAUCACCUUACUGAUGCAGACACUGAACACGCUAAGUACGCCGGAGGAGAAGCUGGCUGCGCUGUGCAAGAAGUAUGCUGAACUGCUAGAGGAGCACCGGAACUCACAGAAGCAGAUGAAGCUGCUACAAAAGAAGCAGAGCCAGCUGGUACAGGAGAAGGACCACCUGCGAGGUGAGCACAGCAAGGCCAUCCUGGCCCGCAGCAAGCUGGAGAGCCUGUGCCGCGAACUGCAGCGACACAACCGCUCCCUCAAGGAAGAAGGUGUGCAACGGGCCCGGGAGGAGGAGGAGAAGCGCAAGGAGGUGACCUCACACUUCCAGGUGACUCUCAAUGACAUUCAGCUGCAGAUGGAACAGCAUAAUGAACGCAAUUCCAAGCUGCGCCAAGAGAAUAUGGAGCUGGCAGAGAGGCUCAAGAAGUUGAUUGAGCAGUAUGAGCUACGCGAGGAGCAUAUCGACAAAGUCUUCAAACACAAGGACCUACAGCAGCAACUAGUGGAUGCCAAGCUCCAGCAGGCCCAGGAAAUGCUGAAGGAGGCCGAGGACCGACACCAGCGAGAGAAGGACUUUCUCCUGAAAGAGGCGGUGGAGUCCCAGAGGAUGUGUGAGCUGAUGAAGCAGCAGGAGAUCCACUUGAAGCAGCAGCUCGCCCUAUACACAGAAAAGUUUGAAGAGUUCCAGAACACACUUUCCAAAAGCAGCGAGGUAUUCACCACAUUCAAACAGGAGAUGGAAAAGAUGACCAAGAAGAUCAAGAAGCUGGAGAAAGAAACUACCAUGUACCGGUCUCGAUGGGAGAGUAGCAACAAGGCCCUGCUGGAGAUGGCUGAGGAGAAGACACUUCGGGACAAAGAGCUAGAAGGCUUACAAGUGAAAAUCCAGCGGCUGGAGAAGCUGUGCCGGGCACUGCAGACAGAACGUAAUGACCUGAACAAGAGGGUACAGGACCUCAGUGCUGGCUGUCAAAAUCUCCUCACUGACACUGGCCCUGAACAGAGGCCAGAGGCUACUAUUACCUCUAAGGAGCAGGGUGGCAAGGGGCCUGUGGCUCAAACACCCAACUCCCCAAGGGCCACAGAAGUUCCUGCCUGCCCAGGAGGGCUGAGCACAGAAGCAUCAGGUCAAACAGGGCCCCAAGAACCCACCUCUGCCACAGCCUGAACUUCCUGGUACUCAGGGUAUGCUGGGAGGGGAGCAGCAACCCAGCCAGGCAUAGCCUGUACACCACUCCCAGCCCUGAGACCAGGGUGCUCUGACCCAGCUGGCAUUUGACACUUUGCAAGUUUGGAUUUUAUGGGUCAGUUUACACUCAUGGGGCACACGUGCAAGGCCACGGGUACAUUUGUAAGUGUACAAUGGGCUUGCGCUGGGGUGAUGCUAAAUGAAGUCGGCGGCUCUGCUGUGAGCUGAAGUCUAACAGAAGAGAGGUCCUCAGUAGCUCCCGUCACAGUGAGCUGGCAGUCAGGUGACUUGAGCCUUUCCCUGCCUGAAUUGAGGCUCAGACCCCUCCUAGCCAUUUUGAGCUGUGACAGCUAUACACCCAGGUCUGGACUCCAUUCUUUAGUGAGCAGGGCUUGGGCAGCUUGGACUCUCCUAGCUCCCCUGGAGGCAUCGCUACUCCUCUUAGUCAGAACGAUGUCCCUGGGCAGAGCCUUUUGCGGGCGGAGGGCGCUUAGAGCUGGCGGUUGAGCUGCUUUCCUGCCUAGGACAAGGAACCUGGAGGAUGUUUCUGCGUGAGAUGGUGCACUGGCCAGGAGCCUUUGGGCACCACUUCCCCAUACCUCUGGCAGUACCAGGACCAGGCCAAUGUUGCUUCUCAGUAGCCUUAUCAUUCACAGGUGCCUCUAGCCUGCACAAAUGACUGACCAGAGAUGACCCAAAGGAUCUGUCUGACGGUUUUGUUUUGCAUGUGACAGUUUGUAUUGCUCUUCUAAGGAAGGAAAAGCAGGGCGCUGCAGUAGUGCUCCAGGUGCCUGGCCUCCAGUGCUCCACCCUCCUGGCUUUUCUGUCAUGUUGGUGCCAAGAGGUUUCCUGUUUGGGAAGACAAGAUUAAGAGAAAGGAAAAGGCUCUGGUGGCUUUGCCAUCAUUUGCCUAUGGGUUUCAAUCCUGAGAGGCCACCAAGGUGGUGGUGUUGCCAUCACCUUCCCCAUGAAGCAGUUGGUGGGUUCCAGGUCCACUUGUCCCCUUGGCUUUAUGGGUCAGUUUCUGCUUCUUGCCCAUUCUAAACCCCACCCAAAUAAGCAGCACUUGAGGUUUGUCCUGGUGCUGCCUGCUAGCACCUUUGCCCAAGAAAUAAGAGCCUUCCUUGAGAUUCUGCUUCUUUCUAUGUGGGAGCUCCCGGCUGUUGUCCAACAGCUAAGGAAUGAACUCGAGUGAUAGCCUGGGCCCAGGAAAUCCACAAAAUGGCUGCAGGUAUUUGUGUGUCCAUCUUACUCCCCCUGUACCCGUUGCUGUGCUCUAUAUGUAGCAGCUCUGUCUGCUCAAAAUUCUUGUUGCACACCUGCCAGGGCAAUAGCCAGUCUUUGCACAGAGAAUUUUCUGGGGCUAUAGAAAUGGGUUUUACAAGCAGGCCUAGAGGUAUGGUGCCCAUCUUUUGCUGGGUCUUAGCUUCCGUGAGCUAAAGGAGCCACAAAUCAAGAUUGGACCAAGUGGGUUUUGUCUCUUGAUGUGUUUGAACUAGAUCAUUGCCCUGCGAGUCCUUUCAUUUCUCACAACUAGCCCUUAAGUUCCCCCAAUAAAUAGGUUCAGGAAGAAUGUUAUAAUCUGAAUCACAUUUUGACUUAGACCAGACUUGGCAAAAUAAUCACCACCUUUGUCCAAUGGCAUGCACCACUGGUCUAUUUCAAACUUUGCUGAUGCCCUCCCGUAUCCUUAAUUCAUCCAAGAUGCCCCAGCAACAGUAUGAGUGCCGAGAUUUUGCCAUCCUAGCUGAGGUCUGCCCUCCUAUGGAGAAGUAUUUCAUGUUCCCCUCUUCAAAAUUCCCCUGUAUUGGGCAUAGUCCUUGCCUCUUCCUGCUCCAGGAAGGCCAUCUCGCUCUCCCAGCCUGUGCCAGGAUAAGGAACACAAGCUGCCAACCUUACAGGGUUUGCUAGACUAUAGAGGUGCCCCCUUGAAGGAUGCAGAAAGGCCUACGUGGCCCUUGUCUCACUUCAGCUACCUCUUAAACAUGGGGAUAGGGGUAGGGUCCUCAUUGUGGUGGAUGGGAGGUCAGUGUGCAGGUGGCCCGAGAACUUCGGCCCAGCUCCAUGCAUUUCUAGGCACCCAGGCCAAUCUAUAGGCAGGGAUCUGAUCUCCACUGACCAAAUCUUCCUAAUCACUACAGCUGCUCUCCUUUUCAAAGUCAGCCCAGCAAUCUGGGCCAGAUAGAGGGGAGAUGGCCGACCGCGAGUGAGGGCCAGUGCCUUCCUCACCCAGGUGAGUCCCACGUGUGUGACCUCAAUUUCAGGACCAAGAGCUGUGUUGGUUUGGGUUUUGGGUUGUUUUUUUUUUUUUCUUUUUGGAUCAUUAGCCUUUCUCCAGGGCCCUUACUCUGCAUAUAGUAGCUGGCUGUCAGGACUUGUUCAGUUGGGAGCUUCACGCAUGCUAUGUCCGUAGCACUUUUUUUGUUUUCCAUGAGGUAUUGGGACCAUGGGUGGAGCUCAGGCACUGGCCAUAGAAUGUUAUUUCUGUAGAGAUGGUAUUUAACCUUCACCCCUAUUGUGGUGGCCUGCUGAGUCUGUUCUAGCCCUCCCACCUUGCACAGCAAAAGGUGGUCAUCCUGGACAGCUGGGAGCUGCCUCUGUCCUCAUAACCGCUUUCUUUACCCAGCCUGACCACACCCAGACCUGUUUGUGCAGAUAGCUUUUUUUUGGGGGGAGGGGGUGUCCCCUUUUGUUAUUUACAACAGCCAGGGACUUUAUUGUAUUUUACACCACAUUAAAUAAAGUCUGUUGCCUUA